Gossypium raimondii (Peruvian cotton) is the source of this 1588-nucleotide messenger RNA. Its product is annotated as beta-glucuronosyltransferase GlcAT14A. Gene Ontology annotation, cellular component: membrane. The coding region runs from base 59 to 1351 and encodes 430 amino acids. The transcript is spliced from 4 exons. Gene Ontology annotation, molecular function: glucuronosyltransferase activity. Lineage: Eukaryota; Viridiplantae; Streptophyta; Magnoliopsida; Malvales; Malvaceae. The record is from RefSeq and is a predicted model, not a curated record.
CCCACCCAAGCAAAAUACAAAGUGACAGUACUUCCAAAUCCAGACAUUUGCCGCCAGAAUGUACCACCACCCAAAAUCGCCGCCAUUUACACCUUCCACCACCGCGGCAACCACCCUAUCUAAAGAUAACUCCAAAUGCACUCCGUACAUAAUCUUAGCAAGCUUCUUCUUUUCCCUCCUCUUUAUCCUCUUUCUUCUUUCCACUUCCGCCUCCCAAUCCUUACUCACAAUCCGACGCGACCCGUCUCUCUUCCCAAACCGCCCCGUCUCUCUAACCAAGAUCCCUUAUGGCCCCACCCCUCCCUCCAUUGCUUACCUCAUUUCAGGAUCCGCCGGCGACUCCGCUCGGAUUCUCCGCCUCCUCCUCGCUACAUAUCACCCGAGAAACCAUUACCUUCUUCACCUUGACCUCUCUGCCCCGCAGACUGAACGUGAUCGAUUGGCCGUCACAAUCCACUCGGUCCCAAUUUUUAGAGCUGCCCAAAAUGUGGACGUUAUAGGUAAAGCAAAUUAUGCUUAUCAAAGAGGGUCUUCCACCGUGACUUCUGCGCUUCACGGUGCCUCCAUUUUGCUACGCUUGUCUUCCAAAUGGGAUUGGUUUAUCUCUCUCAGUGCUGGUGAUUACCCGCUUGUUACUCAAGAUGAUCUUCUUCACAUUCUGUCAUACCUUCCGAAAAAUCUCAAUUUUGUGAAUCACAGCAGUUACAUUGGCUGGAAAGAGUCCAAGAGCUUGAAACCAAUAAUCGUUGAUACGGGGCAUUACCUUUUGGAAAGGGAUGAGAUAUUUUAUGUUACUCAGAAGCGGGUAUUGCCUAAUUCUUUCAGGUUGUUUUCAGGUUCAGCAUUUGCAAUGUUAACUCGUAGUUUCAUUGAGUUCUGCAUCCUUGGUACAGACAAUUUUCCAAGGACUUUGCUAAUGUAUUUGGCAAACAUGCCUUAUUCCUUCACCAAUUAUUUCCCUACCAUCCUUUGUAACUCUAAGUUCAAGAGCACUGUUAUAAACCAUAACCUCCAGUAUGUAGCCUUCAACAUGUCCUCUUCGAAGAAGAAGCUUUCCUCACGUGAUCUUGCAGAAUUUAAUGCUAUGAUUCAGACUGGAGAUGCCUUUGCAACACAAUUCAAGUUUGAUGAUCCAGUGCUUGAUCGUAUUGACCGAAAAAUUUUGAAACGCAAGCCUGGCAGAGUUGUGCAAGGUGGAUGGUGCUUAGGCAUUCCUGCAAAUGACACAUGUUCAGUAUGGGGGGAUGCUGAUAUCUUGAGGCCUGGUAAAGGAGCAAAAAGGCUUGAAAGACGUAUUGUUAAGUUACUUUCGGGUGAUAGGUUUCGGUCCCAGCAAUGUCUUGACAGAUGAUCUGAAUCAACCAGAUUUGAGAUAUAUGAAUUGCAAAAGUAAAGGUAUAACUAAAACCAAGAUGAAUUGUGUUUCCCCUGGGGAGUUAACCCUCGGACCCUCACAUUCUUUUUAGGAGCAUUCCAUUUCAUCAAGCACCUAGUUGUGCUAGUAUUUUUGUAUAGUAAUUUACGAUUCACUUGUUAUUGUACUAAUUGAUAUUGAAAGUAAAUUCAACCAGUACGGUAUUAGGUACAA